Molecule: messenger RNA, 3966 nt
Organism: Mauremys mutica (yellowpond turtle)
Lineage: Eukaryota; Metazoa; Chordata; Testudines; Geoemydidae
Gene: EHD3
Product: EH domain containing 3
Exons: 6
Coding region: 736-2343 (535 amino acids)
Biological process (GO): endocytosis; endosomal transport
Cellular component (GO): cytoplasm; plasma membrane
Molecular function (GO): protein binding; calcium ion binding; GTP binding
Source: RefSeq, a predicted model, not a curated record
CGAGAACGGCCAGACCUUGCCAGGAGCUGGUGACUUCCGUCGCUCGUCAAUUUCCUGAAAGGCUGGCAUUUAAACACCAGCUGCGGCACCAGGGGAGGAUGCUGCUGUGAUUCAGCCACCGCUUCUCCAGAGCUGCAGCAUGCACCCUCCGGGAGCAAAUCAGCGCCUCAGUCCCACCUCUACGAUCUGAAAGGAGAGAGUGAAUGAAGUUUAGCAUUUAACUGCCUUGCAAACCGGGCUAGUGGGGGAGGCUUUUUCAUUUUGCAUUAUAAUUGCAAUUCAAGAUGAGUUUUUAUGCAAAUGCUUAAAAAAGCCUACCUACUGCAGAUUUAAAACAGCAAAACAAUCAAAACUCCAGUUGCGGAUAACAAGCGAUCCUGGAGGAAAUCAAGGGGAGUCAUCUCAUCUUCCAUUGAUGCAAAAAGGACGUUGUUUUGCAGCCACUACGGGUAUUUCAUCCCCCCUCUCCACUGCAUCCUGCUCUAGUGUCUUGCUUUGCAUUAUAGAGAAUGUUCUUUCCUAGAGGAUAACCAGCAACCUCUGGAGAUAAACAGAAAUUUGCUGCUUUAACAUAAACAAAUAUACAGAGACUAAAUUUAGGAAUUGCUCCCUGGAACCUUCCCCAGAAAGAGCUCCGGCUGAGCUAUAUACCUCUUCUGCUCUGUGCUUUGAAGACCAAGCUUCAUUGAAAAGGAGAGAGCACGGAAAGCCAAGCCCCUCUCCGGCCAUUCCAUCAUGUUCAGCUGGUUGGGUACCGAUGACAGGAGGAGGAAAGACCCUGAAGUGUUCCAGACGGUGAGCGAGGGUCUCAAAAGGCUCUACAAAACCAAGCUGCUCCCUUUGGAAGACUACUACAAAUUCCACGAGUUUCAUUCGCCAGCCCUGGAAGAUGCUGACUUUGAUAAUAAGCCAAUGGUGCUGCUGGUGGGACAGUAUUCCACUGGGAAGACCACCUUUAUCAGGUACCUGCUGGAACAGGAUUUCCCAGGGAUGAGAAUUGGACCAGAGCCUACGACUGACUCCUUCAUCGCAGUGAUGCAGGGGGACGUGGAGGGGAUCAUUCCUGGUAAUGCACUGGUGGUGGAUCCGAAAAAACCCUUCAGGAAACUCAAUGCUUUUGGCAAUGCCUUUUUGAACAGAUUUGUAUGUGCCCAGCUGCCCAACCCAGUUCUAGAAAGCAUCAGUGUGAUCGAUACUCCGGGGAUCCUUUCAGGAGAGAAGCAAAGAAUUAGCCGAGGUUAUGACUUUGCAGCCGUGUUGGAGUGGUUUGCAGAGCGGGUCGACCGCAUCAUUCUCCUCUUCGAUGCCCACAAGCUGGACAUCUCGGACGAGUUCUCUGACGUCAUCAAGGCGCUGAAGAACCACGAGGACAAGAUGAGGGUGGUGCUCAACAAGGCUGACCAAAUUGAGACCCAGCAGCUGAUGCGCGUAUAUGGCGCCCUCAUGUGGUCCCUGGGGAAGAUUGUCAACACGCCCGAGGUGAUCAGGGUCUAUAUCGGCUCCUUCUGGUCCCAUCCGCUGCUGAUCCCUGACAACCGCAAGCUGUUUGAGGCCGAGGAACAGGACCUGUUCAGGGAUAUUCAAAGCCUGCCCCGCAAUGCAGCCCUGCGGAAGCUGAACGAUCUCAUCAAGCGGGCACGGCUGGCCAAGGUCCACGCCUACAUCAUUAGCUCCCUGAAGAAGGAAAUGCCAUCAGUGUUUGGUAAAGACAAUAAGAAGAAGGAGCUUGUGAACAAUUUGGGGGAGAUUUAUAGCCGCAUCGAACGGGAGCAUCAGAUCUCACCAGGAGACUUCCCGAAUCUCAGAAAGAUGCAGGAUCAGCUGCAGGGUCAAGAUUUCAGCAAAUUCCAGCCACUGAAGAGUAAACUCCUGGAGACAGUGGAAGACAUGCUGGCCAAUGACAUUGCACAGCUCAUGGUGCUGGUACGCCAGGAGGAGUCCCAAAGGCCCAUGCAGAUGGUGAAGGGAGGUGCCUUUGAGGGCACCCUACAUGGCCCAUUCGGACACGGCUACGGCGAAGGAGCGGGAGAAGGAAUCGAUGAUGCAGAGUGGGUGGUGGCCAGAGACAAGCCCAUGUAUGAUGAGAUCUUUUACACACUGUCACCCGUCGAUGGUAAAAUAACUGGGGCCAACGCCAAGAGGGAGAUGGUGAGAUCCAAGCUGCCCAACACCGUGCUGGGCAAGAUAUGGAAACUAGCUGACAUCGACAAGGACGGGAUGCUGGAUGAUGAGGAAUUUGCCUUGGCUAAUCAUCUCAUUAAGGUCAAGUUGGAAGGUCACGAGCUCCCAAAUGAACUUCCUUCCCAUCUCCUCCCUCCAUCCAAGAGGAAACUGACAGAGUGAAAAGAAGGUCACCAGAGAGACACGAGGGAGGAGGGGGAAAGAGAGACAACCCAGAGACAUGUUUAUUUAAAUUAUACCUUUAGAUGUGAGGUCACCUUUGGAUUUAUAACAAUUUUAAUGUACAAAGGAAAACCUAAAGCAAAACAAAAAAGCCCAGCCCUUUCUCAUCCUAACAUGCAACUAACUCUUCCUAUGUAAUAUCCUUGCUUCCUAAUGUGUAGUCUGUAAAGAUGAAGGGAAAGGAAAGGCUUGGAGACAGUGGCAGAAGCUGACAGAAGGGGGUGGAGGGAAGUAUCAAGUAGGCUGUGUCUUCUGGGGUUGGAUUAGGCGCAAGUUAUCUGAGGAUAAUCUCCAGAAUCAGUCCUGAACUUCAUCCACGCUAUUUAGUUGGCUUCAGAUGCAGCCUGAGAUUUGUGAAAUUCCUGGUGGGAAAGGAGAAGCGACUCAAAAGUCCCUGAGCUGCAGAUCAAAGUAAAAGAGCACAUCACCCGUUAGUGAUGAGCCCCCACUGGAACCCCAGAUAAAAGCCCUCAUGGACAGGGUCUAUAGAGGUGUCUGCAAUCUGGAUCCAGAUCUAGUUCUGAAUUUUCCAAGUGGCCCCUGUCGUUAGGGCGGGCUCAGCCAAAAACAGCACAUCUGAAUACGCCCAAACUUCAGUGCUUUUGACAUCUGGAUCUGAAUUUGGCAGUUUGAAUUCCUCUAACCACAGUGGGUCAGAUCCAACAAGCUACUGAGCACCUUUAUCUCCCAUUGACACCAGUGGGAGAUUCCGACUCAGGGCAUGGCCAAGCAAAUGAUAAUACAACCCACAGGAAAACAAAGAGAAGGAGGGGACAAAGGCAUGGAAAUAGUUGAAUGUUUAGAGGCAGAGAUCAGAUGGUUUAGAGGGGAGGAAUUUUCCCUGCUUCAUCAUCCUCAAAUAAUCCACUGAAUGUGUCAUAUGGAACUGCUCAGUAUUUUCCCCUUCUGAAAGCUUUCUGGACAAUGGAUGGUAUUUAUCCUUCCUAGAAAGUGAUAUGUUUACCUGUUAUCACAGAAGUGUGUACAAUGAAAACCGCAAGCUCAUGUUCUUAUCUUAUAAAAAAAAAAAAUCCAACACUGUCAGAUGAAUCAUCUAUUAUCAUGAGUACAGAGGCACCAUGUAGCAGUAGGAAGGGCUUGCUGUAUUUUCUGUGUCCUUGUGAGCAAUAGCCUGGAGACCGGCAAUGAGCCCUUGCUUAGCCCUCACACAAUUACUCUUUAUUCCAUCCAGAACUUCCAUCCUGAGCCAAGAAAUGUUCAACUCUUCCUUUCAUUCACUAUGACAUUUCUGGUUUCCUGGGAUUUUACUUGGGUAAUAAUCCCUCCAUUUUAGGUUUGUUUUCCCCCUCGCCCCUUUUAUUUUUUUCAUUUGGGACGGGGUAUGGCUCCACUUCUUGUUGUCACUUGAUAUAUGCUGAGCUCCUACUGUGAUGAAAAAAACAAGACAAGCAUAACUUAUUUUAUAUCUGUGUUGAUAUUAUAUAGAGAAAUAUAUUCCAUGUAUGUAGGAUGUGCUUACUGCAGUGCAUUUAUCUUUUACAAAUUAACGCAUUAACCUUUUUGUACCCUGGUCCUAAAACAUUAUUAAAAAAGUAAAAAUCA